This is a messenger RNA of Paracoccidioides brasiliensis Pb18, 342 nucleotides long. RefSeq names its product 60S acidic ribosomal protein P2. The record is from RefSeq and is a predicted model, not a curated record. Gene Ontology annotation, biological process: cytoplasmic translational elongation. The coding region runs from base 1 to 342 and encodes 113 amino acids. Gene Ontology annotation, cellular component: ribosome; cytosolic large ribosomal subunit. The transcript has 2 exons. Gene Ontology annotation, molecular function: structural constituent of ribosome.
AUGAAGCAUCUCGCAGCUUACCUUCUCCUUGGCCUGGGUGGCAACACCUCCCCCUCUGCUGACGAUAUCAAGACCGUUCUUGGGGCCGUUGGUAUCGAUGCCGACAGUGAGCGCCUCCAGAAUCUCAUCGCUGAGCUCAAGGGAAAGAACCUCGACGAGCUGAUUGCUGAGGGUUCUACUAAGCUGGCCUCAGUCCCAUCUGGUGGCGCUGGAGCUACCCCUGCUGCUGGUGGCGCUGCUUCUGCUGCUGCUGGCGGUGCCCCUGCCGCUGAGAAGGAGGAGGAGAAGGAAGAGGAGAAGGAAGAGUCCGAUGAGGACAUGGGCUUCGGUCUUUUUGACUAA